This is a messenger RNA of Colletotrichum phormii, 1089 nucleotides long. RefSeq names its product endopolygalacturonase precursor. Gene Ontology annotation, cellular component: extracellular region. Bases 1 to 1089 code for a protein of 362 amino acids. Gene Ontology annotation, molecular function: polygalacturonase activity. The record is from RefSeq and is a predicted model, not a curated record. The transcript is spliced from 2 exons. Gene Ontology annotation, biological process: pectin catabolic process. Lineage: Eukaryota; Fungi; Ascomycota; Sordariomycetes; Glomerellales; Glomerellaceae.
AUGGUUUCUUCACUUCUCGCCCUCGGCGCCUUGGCCGCCACUGCUAUCGCUGCUCCCCUCGAUGCUCGUGCCGGCUGCACCUUCACCGAUGCCGCUGCCGCCAUCAAGGGCAAGGCCAGCUGCACCAGCAUCAUCCUCAACGGCAUCGUCGUCCCUGCCGGUACCACCCUCGACAUGACCGGUCUUAAGUCCGGCACCACUGUCACCUUCCAGGGCAAGACCACCUUCGGCUACAAGGAGUGGGAGGGACCUCUCAUCUCCUUCUCCGGUACCAACAUCAACAUCAACGGUGCCUCCGGCCACUCCAUCGACUGCGGUGGUGCCCGCUGGUGGGACUCCAAGGGAAGCAACGGCGGCAAGACCAAGCCCAAGUUCUUCUACGCUCACAGCCUCAAGAGCUCCAACAUCAAGGGUCUCAACGUCCUGAACACCCCCGUCCAGGGCUUCUCCAUCAACAGCGUCACCACCCUCGGCGUAUACGACGUCACCAUUGACAACUCUGCCGGUGACUCUGGCGGUGGCCACAACACCGACGCCUUCGACGUCGGCUCCUCCACCGGUGUCUACAUCUCCGGUGCCAACGUCAAGAACCAGGACGACUGCCUCGCCAUCAACUCCGGCACCAACAUCACCUUCACCGGCGGUACCUGCUCCGGUGGCCACGGUCUGUCCAUUGGCUCCGUCGGCGGCCGCUCCGACAACACCGUCAAGACCGUCGUCAUCUCCAACUCCAAGAUCACCAACUCUGACAACGGUGUCCGCAUCAAGACCGUCUCCGGCGCCACUGGUUCAGUCUCUGGCGUCACCUACUCCGGCAUCACCCUCUCCAACAUUGCCAAGUACGGUAUCGUCAUCGAGCAGGACUACGAGAACGGCUCCCCCACCGGCACCCCCACCAAGGGCGUCCCCAUCACCGGCCUCACGAUCUCCAAGGUUACCGGCUCCGUCGCCUCCUCCGCUACUGAUGUCUACAUCCUCUGCGCCUCCGGUGCCUGCAGCAACUGGAAGUGGAGCGGCGUCAGCAUCACUGGCGGCAAGAAGUCCACCAAGUGCUCCGCCAUCCCCAGCGGCAGCGGUGCUGCUUGCUAA